Molecule: messenger RNA, 1499 nt
Organism: Contarinia nasturtii (swede midge)
Lineage: Eukaryota; Metazoa; Arthropoda; Insecta; Diptera; Cecidomyiidae
Exons: 2
Coding region: 415-873 (152 amino acids)
Source: RefSeq, a predicted model, not a curated record
GGAUUUUUCACCCAAAAACGAAAAUUUUGUCUGGGAAGUACCCCUAAAUUGUAUUGAAAUAUUUUCAAACUUCCAGAAUGUUGGCUUUUUGUGGAAAAAUACCCUGUGUCAAGUUUCACGUCGUCAUGCAAGGAUUGAUUCCAUUCCCAUUUUAAGUAAUUUUUAUAUAAAAAGUGUGUUAAAAAUUAUGUGUAUCGCAAAACUAAUGUCAGAUUCAGUUUUUCGUGAGUUCAAAUUCAAGUAAAAGAUAAGUUAUAAAUGAAUUUUGUGGAUCACAGUGCGGAAAAGUUCAUCUUACGUAUGUAAGACAUUUUAUUCUACAUUGGAGCCGGCGGAUCAACACCAGCCAAUUCGCCGAUUAGAAUAAAGAAAUAUAUACGCUGUCCAGGCACGCGCAAACCCAUUGCAUCGAUCAUGAAACGUGGCAAUUGCAUCAUUCGAAUGGUGGGUAAAUACAUGACAUCACAGUCACAGCAUUGCCCAUUGUGUUUCAAGCGAUUUCCACUAGCAACUCGAGGCGAUCGAUACAAGAAAUGUGUGGAUUGUGUACCAAAUCCAAUUGUUGGAUUACCACGAACCAUCGUAACCAAUGUGAGCAAACGAUUACUGCAAAUGCGACGAGUAAUUGAACAAAUGUGGCGCGAGAUGCGAGAAAUGGGCGAUGAAAUUGCUCCAACUCUUCGAGAUGGACCGAAUGCAGCUCGUUUGGUUUCAAAGAAGCAACGCUUCUUCAAAACAUGGCUACCAAAUGUUACAAACGUUGGAAUCGAGAGAGCUGCUGGAGCACAACCAUCGCUAACAACUGUAUGGCUUCCUGAUAUCGCAGCAGCGAAGCUGAUCCUGUACAAAGGUGAAUUCGUGGUGUUCAAGUGAAGAAUUCAUCCAAAUGUACGCAGACCUACCCGCGUUAUCAACAAUCAACCUUCACCAUUGUAUCACGGUCAGAAUCAGAAUGUCAACAAUGGACAACUGCAGCCGUUGUGUAGCAGCGCUCAUUCAACGAAAUCAACAAUAUUCAAUCAAAUUAUAAUUUAGAAAUUAGUUAUAACAAUUAUUUGUCAGUCCGCUAGGCUUGAUUAAAUUGUGGCCUUGCCACAGAACAAGUAUUCUUGUAGGUUAGUAUAGUUUACUAUACUGAAUAGGAUAUCAAGUCAAUUUUUGUAUCAUACUAAUUGAUUUUUUUUUUCCAUUGAUGACGUUGAAUUCAACUGAAACUACACACCAAUCCGGGCCCAAAUUCUAUCGUUAACAUAUGCCCCAUAAUGGAUGAAUUUGCCACAACAAUUGUUCAUUAGGAUGGCAAAAAUAAAAACACAAUUGUAUUGUUCAUCAACUUUUUUUAUCUUUAUUUUGUCGAUAAAAAUUCACUGGUGCUUUUCGGACAAUUUAAUUAGGUCGAUUCGAGUCCAGUUCAAAAAGACCCUUUUUGUUAUUCAAUUCCGUAACAAAUUUAUGACAUUUCCUAUGUAAAUUAUUCACCUUUUGGCUACUUCAGUUCA